AUGCUAUGUGAUCUGGUUAAGGCCACGAGUUACUUUUCUCUUAAAGAAUAUUGGGAGAUUCCUGAAAAAAUUGAACUUGUAGCGUCAUUUUUAGAUCUGCGAAUUAAAAAUUUAAAAUUCCUUGAUAAUGAAAGAAUAAAGGCAACAGUAUAUAAUACAGUGCGAACACUUUGUGCUGAAGAAGAAUACCAGCAACCUUCAAUUAGGCUUGAUGAGUCAAUUAGUGUGCCAGUUCAUGAACCUGUAACAACCAAUAGCUUAAUUGCAGAUUUAUAUAGUAGUGAAGAAUUGGAUAAUGAAAUUGAUAAUGAAACCGAAGUUGAUCGUUAUCUUC
Molecule: messenger RNA, 334 nt
Organism: Dentiscutata erythropus
Lineage: Eukaryota; Fungi; Glomeromycota; Glomeromycetes; Diversisporales; Gigasporaceae
Source: the annotation of a GenBank genome assembly